AUGGUGGCCGCCGCAAGUGUUGAUGCAACAGGUGGAUACGACGGAUACCGCGUACGUUCCUCUCCGUAUGAAGAGCUUUUCACUCCGUUUACGAUGAGAAGCAGAGAUUUCUUUUACGAUAGCGCCCUCUUACCGAUAUUUUCCGGCGCGUUGUCGCUCUCAGUUCUAACGGUCGUGACGUUGACGAAGCUUUUUCGAGGAAACAAAACACGACAAGAAGACGAUUUGGCCUCGGUGGAAGACGCACAAAACCUCAAAAAUCAUAUCUUAUCGCAUGGUGGGAUCGUCAGAUUUGGACUUCAAGUCCUUCGGUUCAUAUCAUCCGUCGCCCUUGUGUGUAUUGGAGGGUUCACGUUUGCUACGGCGUACGACUGGGAUUACCGCGUUAUUGCUUCGAACGCUAACCUGGUGUACAUCUGUGUGCUAUCUUUGGCUGUCGUCGUCGCGUCGCCAAAAUGGAGCGAUAUGGUGACGCGUCAUGUCAAUUUGCUACUUGUCGUGACGCUCUUGGUGUAUACCUAUCGUGACCUCUUCCCGCUGGCCACCUAUACUCUCCAUCCAAAGGACCAUGAAGAAGGCUUAUUGUUAUGGUGGAAAAUCGGUGUGGUAGCCGCUGCAACCGCGCUACCUUUGGCCAUGCCGAGACAAUACAAGCCUGUCAACCCCAACAAACCAUCCCCAAAUCCCAAUCCAGAGCAAACCGCUACCUUAUUCAGCUUGAUCUUCUUCUUCUUCCUCGAUCCUCUCAUUCUCGCUGCAUCUCGCGUAACUCAUCUAACGGCAGAUCAGCUGCCCCCUCUAGCUGAUUACGACGCUGCGGAUUAUUUGCGUGAAAAAGUUCAAAAGCAUGUACCAAGCUUCAACCGUCCGGAUUCUUUCGUCCAAAACCGCCCACGACGCCAUAUAUUCUGGACCUUGUUGUGGCUGGUGAAGUACGAAUACCUUUGGAUGAUGGUGAUGGUCGUGAUCUUUACACUUGGCAAAUUUGCCAUACCCGUCGCGCUCAACCAGCUCUUGAGAUUCAUGGAGGCGAAUGGCGAGCCCGCCUUCAUACGCCCCUGGUUCUGGGUAGCCAUGCUUUUCGUUGGCCCAAAUAUUGGCUCAAUGGCCAUUGAAAGAUACAUGUUCGAAGCUUUUCGUAUUUUAACACACCUCGACAGCAUCCUCUCCCAGGCAGUAUUCUCACAUGCGUUACGUAUCCGGAUGAAAGUUGAUGGUUCUCCAUUAUCUGCUCGGCCCAACUCAAAUGAAAACGUUGAGGCAACGUCGAACUCGAAGCCAGGCACACAUUCCAGCUCCCUCGUCGGAAAAAUCAACAAUCUAGUCACUACGGAUGUCAGUAACGUCCUGGAAGGAUCUCAUGUCACCUAUCUCUUCACCUAUGUCCCGCUUCAGUUCACACUGAGCUUGUUAUUCCUCUAUUCGGUUUUGGGGUGGAGCGCUUUCGUUGCAUUCGGAACGAUGUUGAUACUCCUUCCUGUCCUUCUUAUUUUGGCGAAUAUCACACAUAGGAUACAGAAGGAGAAGAUGAAGAAGACGGAUGAGAGGGUUCAGUUGGUUUCUGAAACAACGAAAGUCAUUCGGAUGGUUAAGUUGUUUGGGUGGGAGACCAAGAUGAGCGAAGCCAUUGCGGAGAAGAGGGAGGAGGAGCUUAAAUGGAUUCGAAAGCUUAUGUUGUUGCAAGCGAUGACUCGGGUUGCCAACUUUUUAAUACCGGUUAUCACGAUGGCAGUUUCUUACUUCACAUAG
Molecule: messenger RNA, 1749 nt
Organism: Marasmius oreades (fairy-ring Marasmius)
Lineage: Eukaryota; Fungi; Basidiomycota; Agaricomycetes; Agaricales; Marasmiaceae
Exons: 11
Coding region: 1-1749 (582 amino acids)
Biological process (GO): transmembrane transport
Cellular component (GO): membrane; fungal-type vacuole
Molecular function (GO): ATP binding; ABC-type peptide transporter activity
Source: RefSeq, a predicted model, not a curated record